Molecule: messenger RNA, 2570 nt
Organism: Chelonia mydas (Green sea turtle)
Lineage: Eukaryota; Metazoa; Chordata; Testudines; Cheloniidae
Gene: NUCLEOLIN
Product: nucleolin
Exons: 15
Coding region: 154-2184 (676 amino acids)
Molecular function (GO): RNA binding
Source: RefSeq, a predicted model, not a curated record
AAGCAUAAGCUGGAGGUUGGGGGGAGGGGCGGCGCUCUCACUCUUUCGCUUCAGUCCAGGGCACGGUCGAGUCGCUGCUCGCGGCGCUGCCUGUCGCACACGGACCCAGCCGCCCCGCACCGCGCGCCGGCCCCGCGACGUCCCGCCGCCAUCAUGGUGAAGAUCGCCAAGAAUCCGAAGAAUCAAGCCAAACAGAAAAAAGUGGCUCCUCCUCCCCCAAAGGAGGUAGAAGAUAGCGAGGAGGAGGACUCCUCAGAGGAAGAGGACAGCAGUGAGGAAGAGGUUGUUCCUCAGAAGAAAGUGGUAACACCAAAAGCAGCAGUUACACCUGGCAAAAAGGCUGCCACUCCAGCCAAGAAGGUAGUUGCCACUCCAGCCAAGAAGGUAGUUGCCACUCCAGCCAAGAAGGUAGUUGCCACUCCAGCCAAAGGAGCUAAAAAUGGAAAAAAUGCGAAGAAAAAAGACAUGGAAGAGGAGGAGGAGGAGGACGAUGACGACAACAGCGAGGAGGAUGAAGAUGACUCUGAUGAAUCUGAGGAGGAAGUAGCAAUGCCUGUAACACCUGCAGUCAAAAAGCCUGUACUGGCAAAACCUGUGGCAGUACCUGCAAAACAAGAAUCUGACAAUGACGACGACGAUGAGGAUGACGACGACGAGGAAGAUGAUGACUCUGAAGUUGAGGCAAUGGACAUAACCCCAGCAAAAGGAAAGAAAGCUGCUCCAGUGAAAGCUGUUCCAAUGAAAGCAAAGGCAGACUCUGAGGACGACGACGAAGAUGAGGAUGAUGAGGACGACGACGAUGAGGAUGAGGACGACGACGAAGAUGAGGAUGACGAAGAUGAGGAAGAGUCUGUGAAGGAAAUGCCCGGAAAACGAAAGAAGGAAAUGCCCAAGCAAAAAAGUGUCCCAGAAGCCAAGAAAAAGAAAACUGAAGAAACUGCUUCAGCUUUCUCCCUGUUUAUGGGAAACUUGAACGCCAGCAAGGACUAUGAGGAACUGAAGACUGCCAUCAAGGAGUUCUUUGGCAAAAAAGACCUUCCAGUUCUGGAAGUCAGAAUUGGUGGUUCCAAGCGGUUUGGAUAUGUAGAUUUCUCAUCAGCUGAGGAUCUGGAUAAAUCCCUUGAAUUUAAUGGGAAGAAAUUCAUGGGUUUGGAAAUCAAACUGGAGAAAGCAAGGAGUAAAGAAAUCAUUAAAGAAACAAAGAAAGAAAGAGAUGCCAGAACACUUUUUGUUAAGAAUCUGCCUUACCGUAUAACACAGGAUGAAUUGAGAGAAGUAUUUGAAGAUGCGCUAGAAAUCAGGCUAGUGGCUGGCAAGGAUGGGAGCAGUAAAGGGAUUGCCUAUGUAGAGUUUAAAACAGAAGCUGAGGCAGACAAGGCACUAGAGGAGAAGCAGGGCACUGAAAUCGAGGGUCGUUCCAUCAUCUUAGAUUACACAGGAGAGAAGAGCCAUCUAGAGACACAAAAAGGUGGAGAGUCAAAGACCCUAAUUGUGAACAACCUCUCAUACAAUGCAACAGAAGAAUCUCUUCAAGAAUUGUUUGAAAAAGCCUCUGCUAUCAGGAUGCCACAAAAUAACCAGGGCAAGCCUAAAGGAUAUGCGUUUAUCGAAUUUUCCACAUUUGAAGAUGCUAAGGAAGCUUUGAAUUCCUGUAACAACACAGAAAUUGAAGGCAGAACAAUCAGACUGGAAUUCAGCACACCAGCCGGACAGAAAGGUGGUGGUAACUCCAGAGGAGGAUUUAGUCAACAAACCAAAACGCUGUUUGUCAAAGGCCUUUCUGAGGACACCACAGAGGAGACAUUGAGGGAUUCGUUUGAGGGCUCUGUCAAUGCCAGAAUAGUCAUGGACCGAGAUACUGGCUCAUCCAAAGGAUUUGGGUUUGUGGACUUCAGCUGCCCAGAAGAUGCCAAAGCAGCUAAAGAAGCUAUGGAGGAUGGAGAGAUUGAUGGAAACAAAGUGACCCUUGACUAUGCCAAGCCCAAGGGUGAUGGUCAGCGUGGUGGUGGAUUUGGCGGUGGAUUUGGCGGACGCGGAGGAAGAGGAGGACGGGGUGGCAGAGGUGGAUUCGGCGGACGGGGUGGCGGCAGAGGAUUUGGAGGUAGAGGAGGUGGCUUCCGGGGAGGCAGAGGAGGAGGAGGAGAACACAAGCCACAAGGGAAGAAGAUAAAAUUUGAUGACUAAGCGUUCCCUUUUCCUUCCUUCCCCUGCUAUCUGAAAGGACUCUGGGGUUUUUAUUCUGUCACCUUGUUUUGACACGGAGCCUUCUGAGGACAUUCCAAGAUGCAAAGCAGUACUGUGAGCCACUUGGGAAAAGUAACUAUCAUUUCAAAGAGUGGCAGCUUGACUGCCCGGCUAUUCAAGUGAACUUUUUAAAGAAAUGAGUGCUAGAUGUGGGAGUUUCCCCCUGUCUGUGAGUUGUCUUGAAUUUAUAACGUUUUACCCCAUGUACAAAAAUAUUUUUUUCCCUAUAAAUUUCCGUAGGUUUUUUGCUGUAAAAAUGCAGACCGUUUUAUCAUUUUUUGUGCUUCGGCACCCUGUCUCAGACAGAUUAAAGGGCCUGAACUGGU